AUGGGACAGGACAACGUCACAGAGUUUAUCCUCCUGGGACUAUUUAGUGGUGAGGAUGCAAAGGUUGCCUGCUCUGUGCUCUUCUCACUGUGCUAUAUUACUGUUCUCUCAGGAAACCUGCUCAUUCUUGUCACCAUCAGGGGCAGCUGCCUCAGUGAAAAGCCCAUGUACUUUUUCCUCAGCUACCUGUCCUUCAUGGAUGUCUGCUUUACCUCCACGGUGGCCCCCAAACUGAUCACAGACUUACUGGCCCAGCGGAGGACCAUCUCCUACAACAGCUGCAUGGCCCAGAUGUUUUAUGCACACUUUUUUGGUGGCGCUGAGAUCUUCAUCUUGGUGGCCAUGGCCUAUGACCGCUAUGUAGCCAUCUGCAGACCCCUUUACUACAUGGUCAUCAUGAGCAGAAAGGCAUGCUAUGUCCUUGUGAUGGCCUCUGUCAUUGGGGGAUUAAAUCUUUAG
Messenger RNA from Myotis davidii, 459 nucleotides. RefSeq names its product olfactory receptor 4P4. The record is from RefSeq and is a predicted model, not a curated record. Gene Ontology annotation, molecular function: olfactory receptor activity; G protein-coupled receptor activity. NCBI's taxonomy places the organism in Eukaryota, Metazoa, Chordata, Mammalia, Chiroptera, Vespertilionidae. Gene Ontology annotation, cellular component: membrane. The coding region runs from base 1 to 459 and encodes 152 amino acids. The transcript has a single exon. Gene Ontology annotation, biological process: G protein-coupled receptor signaling pathway.